Triticum aestivum (bread wheat) is the source of this 1715-nucleotide messenger RNA. Its product is annotated as dehydrin DHN4. NCBI's taxonomy places the organism in Eukaryota, Viridiplantae, Streptophyta, Magnoliopsida, Poales, Poaceae. Bases 86 to 1378 code for a protein of 430 amino acids. Gene Ontology annotation, cellular component: cytosol. The transcript is spliced from 2 exons. Gene Ontology annotation, biological process: response to abscisic acid; response to water deprivation; cold acclimation. The record is from RefSeq and is a predicted model, not a curated record.
AUCGGCAUCCAGUUGACAACUCAAUUUAAUCCACAGUGAACAACACCCAAGAACACACUCACCGGAGCAAGCAGUCCGUGAAGCGAUGGCGCAUUUCCAGGGCCAGCAGCACGGCCACCCGGCCACCCGCGUCGACGAGUACGGCAACCCUGUGCCGGCCGGCCACGGCGUCACCGGGACCGAAGGCUUGGGGCACUUCCCGGGCCAGGCCCAGCAGCACGGCCACAACACCACCCGCCUCGACGAGUACGGCAACCCGGUGACGGCCGGCCACGGCGUUGGGCUGGGAUCCACCGGCACUGGAGUGCACGGCGGGUACGGGUCUGCCGGCACCGGCACCCACGACACUGGCGGCCACGGCCGCCAGGUGGGAUACGGUGCCACUGGCACGGGCACCCACGACGCUGGGGGGUUUGGAGGCUCUGGAAUUGCCCCUCGGCACGACACCACCGGCACUGGGCUUCACGACGCCGGUGGGUUGGGCACGCGGCAUGCCGCCACCGGUACCCACGGCACAGGCCAGACCGCCGGGCUCGGCGGCACAGGCACAGGGAUGACCGGGACCCAUGGCGCAGGCCACACCGCCGGGCUCGGCGGCACAGGCACAGGGAUGACCGGGACCCAUGGCGCAGGCCACACCGCCGGGCUCGGCGGCACCGGCACAGGGAUGACCGGGACCCAUGGCACGGGCCACACCGCCGGGCUCGGCGGCACCGGCACAGGGAUCACCGGGACCCAUGGCACAGGCCACACCGCCGGGUAUGACGCCACCGGUACUCAUGGCACAGGGCACACGGCCGGGUACGGGGCGACCGGCACUGGGAUCACUGGAACCCACGGCGCCGCUGGCACACACCCUCAUGGCGGGGUAGCCGAGCAAAAGACUCGUGGCAUCCUCCACCGCUCUGGCAGCUCCAGCUCCAGCUCGUCAUCCUCCGAGGACGACGGGAUGGGCGGUAGGAGGAAGAAAGGCAUGAAGCAGAAGAUCAAAGAGAAGCUCCCCGGCGGUAACAAGGAGCAGACCACGGCCGCCGGCGGCUACGGGCCAGGGUACACGGGGACGACUGGCACUGGUGGGCCAGGGUACACGGGGACCACCGGCACUGGCGGGGCCUACGGAGCCACUGAGGGGACGCAUGAGAAGAAGGGCGUCAUGGAGAAGAUCAAGCAGAAGCUCCCUGGCGGGCACAAGGACACCCAGCCGCACACCACGGCUACCGGCGGCUACGGACCUGGCACCACUGGUACCACUGGCACCGGCGGCUAUGGUACUGGCACCACCGGCACCGCGGGGACGCACGGCGCCACUGAGGGCACCCACGAGAAGAAAGGCAUGAUGGAGAAGAUCAAGGAGAAGCUCCCCGGCGGCCACCACUGAGCUGAGCCUAGCUUGCCUCGGCCUCGGGUACAGAGUAGUGAAGAAUAAAGACUCGAGGAAUCGCCGUGUGCACAAUCAAGGGAUAGUAUUUAAGUUUUUUUUAUGUUAUCCUUUUUAUCUUCUUUUUUUUUUACAAAAUGUUAUCCUUUUUAUCCGUGUGAUAGAUGUUGCAGUACUGUGAAAUGGCCUAGUUUGUAAGUACGUUUGUCUGGUUGGUUCGCACUCUUUCAUCGGUGUGAUAGAUGUCGCAAAUACUGUGACAUGACCUGUAAGCUACAACUACUUCUCUGAUGCGAAUCGGGAGAUCUGGCUUGGAAUCAAUGGUGAAUUUGAAAUA